This is a messenger RNA of Mya arenaria, 1735 nucleotides long. Its product is annotated as U3 small nucleolar RNA-associated protein 15 homolog. The coding region runs from base 36 to 1625 and encodes 529 amino acids. Gene Ontology annotation, molecular function: protein binding. NCBI's taxonomy places the organism in Eukaryota, Metazoa, Mollusca, Bivalvia, Myida, Myidae. Gene Ontology annotation, biological process: rRNA processing; positive regulation of transcription by RNA polymerase I. Gene Ontology annotation, cellular component: nucleolus. The transcript has 13 exons. The record is from RefSeq and is a predicted model, not a curated record.
AUUAGGUUGAACUUUGUUAGAGGCUAUAAACAAAGAUGGCAGCCUCCUUUAAGAAAAUAAACGUGAAAACGUACCAAAAAACUGGCGAAAAAGUCACCACUGAUACAUUGUACUGGAAAAAUUUAGAGGUGCCAGUAGUAAAGAAAGAAUAUGGUGCUAUAUCUCACAUUGACUUCAGUCCGAUCUCUCCUUAUCAGCUGGCAGUGACCAACUCAACCAGGGUCCAAAUCUACAACUCCACCUCUCUCCAGAUCCACAAAACCUUAAGUCGUUUCAAGCAGGUCGCAUACUGUGGUAGUUUCCGUAGCGACGGUAAACUGUUGGUUGCAGGGGGAGACGAGGGGUCCGUCAGGUUGUUUGACGUCGCCAGCAAAAACAUACUCAGAAUCUUCAAAGGCCAUGCUGGGUCUGUACAUGUAUCGCGGUUUCUGUCAAGCAACACCCAUGUCCUGACGGGCUCGGACGACAAUACAGUGAGGAUCUGGGACAUUCCCAGUGAACAAGAGCUCGUCUCAUACAGCGAAAACCAGGACUACGUGCGAUGUGGGGUGGCCAGUCAGUCAAGCAAAGACAUUGUCCUCACAGGUUCAUACGACCAUACAGUGCGGUUGUUUGACACGCGACUGGACAAGUGUGUGAUGUGUGUGGACCAUGGAGCACCAGUGGAGAGCGUACUCAUGUUUCCAACUGGCGGACUCUUCGUCUCUGCAGGAGGUUCGUGUGUACGUGUGUGGGACGCGCUGGCUGGCGGGAAGUUGGUGACCACGCUCUCCCACCAUCACAAGACCAUCACAUGCCUGGCCUUUGCCUCCAACCACCAGCGACUCCUCUCCGGGGCCCUUGACAGGCACAUCAAGAUCUAUGAUGUGAGCAGCUACCAAGUGGUUCAUACACUGGACUGUCCCGGUGCUGUACUCAGUGUUGGAGUCUCGCCUGAUGACAGUCUGCUGGCUGUGGGAACUGUGGAGGGACUGGUCUCCCUGCAGCGCCGAAAACCAGACACUGCCGCAACACAGACUCAGAGCAAAAAGAAACCAAUAUCCUUCAGAUAUGGUCUCAGAGGGAAAACUAUAGUGCCUAGCAAGGAUGACUAUGUGGUGGAACACCGUAAGAAGGAGAAGCUGGCCCAGUAUGACCGAUUUUUCAAGAAGUUUGAACACAGCAAGGCUCUCGACUCAGCACUAGAGAGCAAGUUGCGUGCAACGAUGCCACAGGUGACGGUGGGUGUGAUGCAGGAGCUAGCCCGGCGGGGGGCUCUCAGGUCUGCGAUUGCAGGGCGAGAGGGAGGACAGCUAAAGUCACUUCUAUCAUUCAUACGCAAAAAUAUAUCCAACCCACAGCUGAUGCCUACUUUAAUAGACGUAACAAACAUCAUAUUAGACAUCUACGGUAGCCAGAUGGGUCGGUCGUCUGUGCUGGACACAGCGCUCCAUCAGCUCAAGGUCACAGUAGACCAGGAGGUCACAUACAUGACCCAGAUGUUAGAGGUCAUAGGUCAGCUUGACACACUCUUCUCCGCCUCCCAGGCAACACAGCCAGCCAAUAAGAAUGAAGGAAAUGGUUCAUGUGACCUAGGGGAGUUGUUGACUAUGAAACCCUCCGAGUCUGCUACAGCAGCAUUCUGAGAUUAGUGGUGUUGUUGUGGAUGAUGUGCAUGCAUGAAUGGCCAUGUGUUUGUUAGAGGAAUUAUGAUGUAUCAUUCAAAAGCCUGAAUAAAAAUAAUAAACAUUUAGAA